AUGAGUGACCCUGCAGUUGAACAGAGUUUGAACAAUGACAACAAUGAAAACAAUGACGAACAACAGUACUUGGAUCACAUUAAAAAAAUAUUAGAAAAAGGACACAAAAAAAUGGACAGAACCAGAGUCGGCACACUUUCAUUGUUCGGCAUUCAAAUGCGUUACAAUUUGAUGGACGGUGUUUUUCCACUGUUGACAACAAAAAGGGUAUUUUGGCGUGGUGUCGUCGAAGAAUUAUUAUGGUUUAUUAAAGGCUCGACAAAUUCUAAAGAACUGUCCGAAAAAGAUGUAAAAGUUUGGGAUGCAAACAGCACACGUUCUUAUUUAGACUCGAUUGGACUUACUAAUCGUGAAGAAGGUGACUUGGGACCUGUUUAUGGAUUUCAAUGGCGACAUUAUGGUGCCGAGUAUGUAGAUGUGCAUACUGAUUACUCAGGAAAAGGUAUUGAUCAGCUUCAAAACGUCAUCAAUACAAUCAAAACUAACCCUGACGAUAGGCGAAUGCUUAUGAUCGCAUGGAAUCCAUGUGAUGUACCUAAAAUGGCCCUACCACCGUGUCAUUGUCUGGUACAGUUUUUUGUCGCCGAUGGCUAUCUGUCGUGUCAAAUGUACCAACGAUCAGCAGACAUGGGUCUAGGAGUACCCUUUAAUAUUGCCAGUUAUUCGUUACUUACAUACAUGAUAGCCCAUGUCACUGGAUUAAAACCUGGUGAAUUCAUUCAUACACUGGGUGAUAGUCAUAUCUAUCUGAAUCAUGUCGAUGCACUCAAAAUACAACUUCAAAGGAAGCCCAAACAAUUUCCCACGCUAACUAUCAAUAGAGAAGUCAAAAGCAUAGACGAUUUCAAUUUUAGUGACUUUACAUUAAGUGGUUACGUUCCGUACCCGAAAAUAUCUAUGGACAUGGCUGUAUAA
Messenger RNA from Macrosiphum euphorbiae (potato aphid), 915 nucleotides. The record is from the annotation of a GenBank genome assembly. Lineage: Eukaryota; Metazoa; Arthropoda; Insecta; Hemiptera; Aphididae.